Haplochromis burtoni (Burton's mouthbrooder) is the source of this 1327-nucleotide messenger RNA. RefSeq names its product chloride channel CLIC-like 1 (gene clcc1). The transcript is spliced from 9 exons. Gene Ontology annotation, cellular component: endoplasmic reticulum; membrane. The coding region runs from base 164 to 1315 and encodes 383 amino acids. Lineage: Eukaryota; Metazoa; Chordata; Actinopteri; Cichliformes; Cichlidae. Gene Ontology annotation, molecular function: chloride channel activity. The record is from RefSeq and is a predicted model, not a curated record.
UGUUAAACUACCUUUAAGGCCAUGUGUGAGUCAGUGAGGCCGAAGCUGCUUUGUAGUUGAGCCUUAAACUUAGCUAACAGUGCUAGCUAUAGGUGUCCACCUAUGCUUGUUUUCACUGUAAAGGAAUUAACACUGGAUAAGAGUCUGUCUUCUCCCAGCCAGGAUGCUCCUCAUUGCUUUGUUGUGCAACCUGUUGCUCACUGCCGUGGGCCAGCAGGAGGAAAGCAAGUGGGUCAACCCUUACGACAUGACCAUGUAUGAUGCUACGACCAAAAGGAUGAGAAAGCCUACUGAGCCAGCAAGCUGUGACAAUCUGGGCACUGAAAGACAAGAGUACAAUCAGGACUCCAGCCAGACUGAGCCAUCGCCCUGCAACAAACAAGUGGAGGAGUUAGAGGGACAGAUUGAAGAUCAUAAGAAGACGAUCGAGCGCAUCUCACAGCAGCCAACAUGCAGCCCAGUGUUCAAGAGAUUUCUUAGCAGACUGUUGAAGGCAAUACAAAGUGCUGGUGUGCCCAGUGACUCCACAGAUGUCUUUUAUGAUGCCAAACUCAAAAUGUCCAAACAAGCCAUGGAGGAGAUCCAGGCACAUCUGGAGAGUGAAGACAGCUGUAGACCAGGCGUCCUGGACAAUGCCAUCAGUCAGAUUCUUGUGGACGUUAAACCGCAUGAUUAUGGGCCCAGGAAGUGGCCAUUUGAAGACACCUUUGGGGUGGAGCUGCAUACAUUAUUGAAAAUCGUGUUAUUUAUCCUGGUUAUACUAGUCAUUAUCAUGCUCCAACUGUGGACAAAGAUCUCCUGGUUUGUGCUGUUCCAACAACUGUUUGCUGUCUGCUUAUUCGUCAGUGUUAUCUGGAACUGGUUUUACCUGUACAAGCUUGCCUUUGCUGAGCAUCAAAGUAAUAUAUUGAAGAUGGAGAAUUUCAAUGCAAAAUGCACUGGAGUGGAGAAAAUGGAUUGGAUUGACAGUUUGAAAGAGUGGUUUAGAAGCACCUGGACUCUUCAAGAUGACCCCUGUAAGAGAUACUAUGAAGUUCUUAUAGUUGACCCUCUUUUGUUGGUAUCACCAAUCAAGGCAAUCUUAUUUACCAUCACAACCUUCAUCACAGAGCCACUGAAGUACUUCGGUCAGGGAUUCAGUGAAUUUCUUCGAGUGCUCCUCAAAGAUCUUCCGGUUACCCUGCAGAUCCCAGUCCUGCUCACUACCAUGCCUGCUACUGUGGUGAUUGUGUAUGCAAGUGUGCAAGCAGCCUUCCAGAAUGGCAUCAUGGCACUUUUACGCGCCCACAAAGGGACCCACCACCACCAGAGCUGAACAGAUCACCAA